Procambarus clarkii (red swamp crayfish) is the source of this 3249-nucleotide messenger RNA. RefSeq lists its product as uncharacterized. Lineage: Eukaryota; Metazoa; Arthropoda; Malacostraca; Decapoda; Cambaridae. The record is from RefSeq and is a predicted model, not a curated record.
AUUAGAUGCACAUUCCACAGCCACUACAAUGAUUAGAAAAGCCGUUAAAAAAUGGGACUCACUAGUGAACAUUCUGUAUCUACAUCCGCCACCAAGAUAAUGUUAUUAAAACACGACUAAAACAGAAGCCAAAAAGAAACAGGGGAAAAAGGAAGAAACCCCACCUCCAUCUAAAACUUUGACACAAAUAUCAGAGUAACAAGGUUAUCGCGAAUAACCCUCACACUAUUACGGGCUCACCAUAGCCCGUGCUACAUGGACAUUUCGUUCUGAGUAGCUAAAUCUAAAACAACAACAACAACAUAUGAAAAUAAAGAAAUGUGACGUUUUGGCCAGUUCAGGACCCCCCUUAUUAAGUUGUGACUGCUAUAAUAUUAUACUGUGUAUCUACGCCACUCAAGACUAGUUCCUCUUACAUUGUAAAUUGAAAGUGAAUCAAUUUGAAUGUUGCUAUUUUUAUAAUUUAUUUUUGCUACCCAUGUAAACGACAUGCAAUGUUCUAUUGUCCGUUUCACAUGUUAUAAAUAUAAAAAAGUUGUUGUAUAGUGUGUAUCUGUCAUGAAGAUGGUUACGAGUCCCGGGCUUGGACAACGAACCGUCAUGCCACAAAAUGAAUGAAUGGAUGACAAUAAGAAUACUGUAUAUUAAAAUUAGUUUGACUGUAGAAGAUGGAAACAAAGGUAAAGAUGGAUAGACAUGUGCGGUCUACGUCCUCGGCUCUCAACCGAGGAACUCGACGGGUUCAAUCCUUAGGCAGAACAGAAACGGUUGAGCAUGUUUCCUUUCACCUGAUGCCUCUGUUUACUUAGCAGUAGCAUAAGUACCCGGGAAUUAGACCGUUGUUGUGGGUUGCAUCCUGGGGAUGGUCAGUAGGUGGCCUAGAGUGGACCUCAAUAGGCCUAAUAGUGCAGUAGUUUUAUAAUAACUAGGUAAAAACAUUUACAAACAAGAUAUUUAUCUAUAGUAUUUAUAUAGUAUUUAGUUAUCUGACUAACAUGUUAAAAGUGCAAUUAUUUAGUAUUUAGUUAUCCGACUAACAUACUGAAAGUCCCCGAAAAAUAUAGAUGUGCUACAGGGACUUUUUAGUAUGUUAGUCAGAUGGCCUCUAGUGUUAGUCUACUUCCUAUACCUAUAUAAUAAGAGAGAAUGUCUAUCCAAGUUACAGCCCCGCUCCUGUGCCAGGUAAGUCCACUACGGGCUCACCAUAGCCCGUGCUACUUGGAACUUUUAUUCCCAGUAGCUGAAUCUAAAACAACAACAUCAUCUGUUUGACUGUUCAAUGUUGGAGGCCAGACACAUAGGGCUGGCCUCACCCAAGUUUGCAGACGUAAUGGACUGAUAUAGGCUGGUCGGAGUCUUCAGAAUUCAAGAAGGAACAGUGGGCCAGGAUUUCAUUCCGACUCUCACGGCUUGGUGCCUUCUUUUGAUAAUUACUUCUGACCCCCAUGACGAUUUUUGGCACUACCUGCUAGCUGCACCUAGCACCCUGUGGAAGGUUCUGCUAAUGAGGACGGCUGGCAGUACAGAAAUAGCCUGAACGGAUAUCCACACAGCAUUAUCUUAAGAGACUGAGCUUACGAAACGUGUCCGUGUACAGUGAUAAAACAGACAACCAGCGCCUUAACGACGGUGCUGUAGUGGAGACCAGGAGGCAGGGUAGUGCCUGGUGGGGAGGUGUGACGCAGACACUGACGUGAGGGUGUGCUAACGUCAGGCUCCGUCCUCCCCGGCCCCAAGAGUCCUGUCGACGCCAUGGACAACAGCGCCCCGCUCACGCUCUGGCUGCUUGUCAACAAACAUGGAGCCACUGCCGAGGGUGAGAAGAAUAUUGGUGCCAAACGGUUGGUGUCAGUACCUAUGUGGCCACAGUGGUCGGCUAGGGAGGUUCAAGCGGCCCUCCUCGAGGCCCUGCAUAAGGGCCACAUCGUGCCCUCUUGCGCCCAUAACAUCGUCAGGGUUCGUGACGCCCAGGGCGCUCUAGUGCCUCUUACGCCCACCACCCUCAAGUCCACGCCCGUCCAGCCCCUCCUCUUAGAUCUCUGCACCGCCCACCACAACGGUGAGACUCUGGCCUUCACUGUUACUGAUGUCCUUGAGGCUCAGACGGAGGCCAGGAUGACACGCCGAGCCUGCCGCCUUCCUUCAGGAAAACUGUGCAAGACAUCCUUGCUCGCUUCGAACGGCAGUUGUCGAGGGUGGAGGCGGGCGUGGGCGGUGUGCAGGCGCGGCGGGCGGCCCUGGUGGAGGCUGAGUUACACAGCAUCCAGGACACUCUCGCCUUCAUGUCCCGUCGCCUUGACCUUACUCCCGCCCCAGACUGGCUCACAGGCGCUCAAAUCUGAGUCCUCCGUGUCACCCGGUCCACCUCACACUCCGUGCCAUCAUCUGCCAGGCUUCAGUCCUUGUGACCGUGUCGCCAGGUCCACCUCACACUCCGUGCCAUCAUCUGCCAGGCUUCAGUCCUUGUGACCGUGUCACCAGGUCCACCUCACACUCCGUGCCAUCAUCUGCCAGGCUUCAGUCCUUGUGACCGUGUCACCAGGUCAACAUAACCUCGCUUGCCACCAACAUUGUCAUUGUGUCAUCAAUGUUACUGUCACCUUUCGUGUCUAUCAUCGUCAUAUAAAUGAUCAUAUAUAGCCUAGUGUUAUUAUUAUUGUGGGCGACCUGGUAUCGCUUCGGAGCUCAUACAUUGUUUGGUAAAUACAUUCUGAGCUGCUCCGGUCGAGGUAAGAGAUACAGGUCUCUUAACUGGACUGGUGAAUGCUUGAUGAAUCGUGACCCCGACAUCUUAAAUUCUGCACAUCGUUAUCAGAUUCCUGAUUUCCUUUAACACCUUCCUUCUUGAACUUCAAUCUUCCUAUUUCUUAUUUUCUGCAUUCGUUGUUGUAUUCACCUCCUGACUUCCUGGACUGUUAUCUGCUCCCCACAAGGCUUCCUGGCUUCAUCUGCUGGCCUUGGUGUGAGGUCUUAGGACACCCGCCACGCCCUUGUGGGUCUUGAUGAGCUCCUUGUGAGGCGCCUGUCAGUCGUCAGCCAAGAUUUGGUCCCCUUUUGGCAAACUAUUCCUGUUAGGUUUCAGAUGUUCGCUCACUUCCUCUCUCUGAAUCUUUGAUCAUGUAUGUUCUUUUCAUUAUACAUGUCUUAUAGGCUAUCUGUUUGUAUAUUUCUCCAUGCUUGUCUGUCUGUCUGUCUGUCUCUCUCUCUCUCUCUCUCUCUCUCUCUCUCUCUCUCUCUCUCUCUCUCUCU